This is a messenger RNA of Cololabis saira (Pacific saury), 3190 nucleotides long. RefSeq names its product hypoxia inducible factor 1 subunit alpha inhibitor (gene hif1an). Gene Ontology annotation, molecular function: [protein]-asparagine 3-dioxygenase activity; ankyrin repeat binding; peptidyl-histidine dioxygenase activity. Bases 238 to 1305 code for a protein of 355 amino acids. The record is from RefSeq and is a predicted model, not a curated record. Lineage: Eukaryota; Metazoa; Chordata; Actinopteri; Beloniformes; Belonidae. Gene Ontology annotation, cellular component: cytoplasm; nucleus. Gene Ontology annotation, biological process: peptidyl-aspartic acid hydroxylation; negative regulation of Notch signaling pathway. The transcript has 8 exons.
GUUAGUGGUUUGAGUCCGCCUGCAGUUUCGUUUGUUGUCUGCCUGUCAACACAGCGUGUAAACACUUGCACUCCCACGGCUCCAGCCGAGCUGACGGAGAUGCGUUUUAAUCAUUGAUAGCGGCGAGCAGGGGGGAGUUGAAGCCCCGAGAGCCCGCAGUGAGGAGGGCAGUGCCGGCGGGGGCUGGUGCGGCUCCUGUGAGCGGGGACCGCGGAGGAGAGGCAGUGAUCACCGGCCAUGGCGGCGGCGGCCACCGCCGUGGAGGCUGACGCGGCGGCGGGCGACGCCGCUGCGGCUCAUGCCGGCGUGCAGAGCCGGGACUGGGACGACUCCCAGCUGCGACAGUACAGCUUCCCCACCAGGCCCAUCCCCAGGCUGUCCCACACCGACCCCCGGGCGGAGAUGCUCAUCAACAACGAGGAACCAGUGGUUUUAACAGACACAAACCUCGUAUAUCCGGCUCUCAAAUGGGAUAUCCCGUACCUCCUGGAGAACAUUGGAAAUGGAGACUUCUCUGUUUACAUGUCAGAAAACCACAAAUUCCUCUACUAUGAUGAGAAGAAAAUGUCACACUUUGAGAACUUUGUCCCCAAGUCUCAACGAAUGGAAAUGAAAUUCUCUGAAUUUGUGGAUAAAAUGCACAAAACAGAAGAAAUGGGAGGAGAGGAGAGAGUCUACCUACAGCAGACCCUCAAUGACACAGUAGGAAAGAAGAUUGUCGUGGACUUUCUUGGUUUUAACUGGAACUGGAUCAACAAGCAGCAAGCCAAGAGGAACUGGGGACAGCUGACAUCCAACCUGCUGCUCGUAGGCAUGGAGGGCAAUGUGACGCCAGCACAUUAUGAUGAGCAGCAGAACUUCUUUGCACAAAUCAAAGGCCAUAAGAGAUGCAUCCUCUUCCCUCCAGACCAGUUUGAGUGUCUCUACCCGUAUCCUGUCCACCACCCAUGCGAUAGACAGAGCCAGGUUAAUUUUGAUAACCCCGACUUUGAGAAGUUUCCACAAUUUAAAAAUGUUGUUGGCUAUGAAGCUGUUGUGGGCCCUGGAGAUGUGCUCUACAUCCCAAUGUAUUGGUGGCAUCACAUUGAAUCACUGUUGAGUGGCGGGGUGACGAUCACAGUAAACUUCUGGUACAAAGGAGCUCCCACGCCGAAGAGGAUAGAAUACCCACUGCGAGCACAUCAGAAAGUUGCCAUCAUGAGGAAUAUCGAGAAGAUGCUGGGAGAAGCACUCGGAAAUCCGCAUGAGGUCGGACCUUUGCUGAAAACGAUGAUCAAGGGGAGAUAUGACCAGGAUCUGAGUUAGAGCUCCACUCUUGGAGGAUGGACUCCUUCAGAAACUGUUCGCAUGUGAAAGUGACACUGCUCUGUGUGUGUGUGUGUGUGUGUGUGUGUGUGUGUGUGUGUGUGUGUGUGUGUGUGUUGGUGUGAGUGGGUGAGUGUGUUAAUGGACAUUAUGGGAAGCGAAGAGUGACUGCAUGGCAAUGAGCAGCCACGCUGAACCCAUUGUGCUUCGGUGUCGUCUUUGCAGAAUACUACAAAGAAGUAUCUGAGUAUAACUCAUGGGAUUUCGACAUACUUGAAGAAGUUUUUCUUUUGUAUUGUAGGAGAAGAACCGAAUAUGUAUUUAUGUCAAUCAGUGUUCUCUCAACAGUCAUUGAGUUAAAAGGUCGUGGCCUCAUUGUGACUUGUCUGAGAUCGGUACCUUUGUGGCAGUCUCAAUGUUUUCACCACUAAUGGAUGAGUCAAGGGGUAUUAUACUAUAUAUGUUUUAUUCAUAUAUACGAUGUAGAGAGGGCAUCAAGUAAAUACAGUCCAAAUUCAAGUUGUGAACUGAUUUCGAAUAAUCUUAUUGUAUUCUCCAUGACUAUCACAUGGACAGAUUUACAACUGAGUGUUUUUGGGAAUAUUCAGACAUCUAAAGAGAUGGGUUUAGGCAAUUAUCAGCAGGAUCUGCCUUACUUAAAGACAUUAAAACCCCGCUAGUACAGUUAUUAAAAACUGCAAUGAAAUUAGUUUGAAAAGAUAUACGGAUGUAUAAAAAAACAAAAAAAGGGGGGGGGUUCACAGUGAACUGAAGGAAUGUGUGACUGCAGCUUCUUUUUUGUAGUGAUAGUUUGUUUUUAGGAAAACUCUUGCUGGUUUGAUAUGUAUUUCAAGGGCUUCUUUUGAUGUGCUGUUAAGCAUACCAAUAACCAGGCAAGUAGUUUUAGUUUCAAAUACAGGUAAGAAUCUCAAAAACAAAAAAAAAUACACUUAAUUUUUGGGUAGAAGCUUCACACGGUAAUCCCAGCAGCUGUUUCCAAGCGAAAGAACUAUUGGGACUGAUGAGUGUAAAAGUGAUUUAAGUAAGUAACAUGCAUAUAUUAUAAAUUUGCAAAAUACUAGUAGCUGAUUGAAGUGGCAGGACCAUCUGCUAAAACAAGGCUUUGCAACUGCAAUUGCAUUAUAGUAUAAAGCACCACCUAGUGGAUGCAUGUCAGGUUUGGGUGUCCAUGCAGGACUCUGGACGAUUCAGUGUUUUCAUGCAGCAGAUUAGGGAGGGAGGGGGGAAGACUACGAUGUCUAAUUCCUGUUGAAAAUCUCCAUUAAUAUUAGCAGUAGAUUAAUGAUCCUCUGGAAUGCACUUAUUUUUUUUUUUCCCAUCAAGCCUCUGUAAAGAUCUAUAUCACACAAUUUUAAAGGAUAAAAUAUUGUGAUGCAUGUGCCAAACCAACAUUCAAAACAAUAUAUGGGAAUCUUUACGUCACAUUUUUGUCUGACGCUGGUUGACUAGAGGUGAGCGCCUAUCAAAGUUUACCCUUUGUAAUUGCUGAUAAUAUGCAUAUUUAUUUCUGAUAAACUGCACAAUUAUCAAAGGAAGAGUGUUAACCCAUGUGUUAUGCACAUUUUAUUGGACAGAAGACUGAUGUUUCACCUCUUAUUGAAUUUCUAGGUUAAUUGUUUACUGUAUGUGCCUUCCUAAUAUUGGCAUGGCAAUAAAUGUAAGAAAUUUGAUUUUUAGUUAGUCCUUUUUUAUGGUAAGCACGCUUGCUUUCAUUCUGGCAUUAAAUGGCUUCAAAGGUGAGAUUGAAAUAAGCUCUUACGAACAUGUUUUUAAUGAUUGGUGCCUGUUUUUGUUUGUUUUUGAACAUGUGGUUUCCUUAUCCCUGAUUAAAGUUUGAGAUUGAGUGAAAGGUUUUAACAUAAAA